UAUACAGGAGAAAAACGACCUGAGCCAAUUAGAAAACCUUUCAUAUCACUUGAGCCUUAGAGCUCUAGCUACCACCAAUAUGGCAAGAACCCUCCAAAAACUCAAUCUCAUCUUCCUCAUUCUGUUCAUCAUGACUAUCUUCUCCUUCUCGGCCUCCUCCACCACCGCCGGCAGCUUCUCAAGAACCUUAUCUCCGGCGAAACUUGGGCUCAAGCGAGAGAAACUGAGCCACCUCCACUUCUACUUCCACGACAUCCGUACCGGGCGAAACACAACAGCCGUGAGAGUUGCCAAGGCCCCCACGACAAACACUUCUGCGACAACUUUUGGUGACGUGGUGAUGAUAGAUGACCUAUUGACCGAGCGGCCUGAGCCGAGCUCCAAAUUCGUGGGAAGAGUGCAAGGAGUAUAUGCUUCUGCUUCGCAAACUGAGGUGGGUUUGUUAAUGGUGCUCAACUUUGCUUUCAUGGAGGGUAAGUAUAAUGGUAGCACCCUCACUGUAUUGGGGCGUAACCCUAUCUCGUCGACGGUGAGGGAGUUGCCGAUUGUUGGUGGGAGCGGGCUUUUCCGGUUCGCACGUGGGUAUGCUCAUGCCAAAACUCACACGUUUAACAUGAGAACUAUGAAUGCUGUUGUGGAGUAUAAUCUCUAUGUCUUACAUUAUUAAUUGAUGCAUGUUGCUUCGCGUUUUAUGGCGAGAAAUGUUAGGUUCUUUUAUUUAAUUUAAUUUAAUUUUUUCAAAAAUUUGGUUUUCAAAAGAUAUAUAUUACCAUCCCAUCCCUUUAUAUCUCUAUUUACUAAAAUAAUAAAUUAAAUGAGAUGGUGAUAAAUCAUUCCAAAACCAAUUUUUUGGAUUUUUUUUUUUUUUU
Molecule: messenger RNA, 869 nt
Organism: Corylus avellana
Lineage: Eukaryota; Viridiplantae; Streptophyta; Magnoliopsida; Fagales; Betulaceae
Source: RefSeq, a predicted model, not a curated record